Messenger RNA from Photinus pyralis (common eastern firefly), 1309 nucleotides. Its product is annotated as acidic mammalian chitinase-like. Gene Ontology annotation, biological process: carbohydrate metabolic process; chitin catabolic process. Gene Ontology annotation, cellular component: extracellular region. NCBI's taxonomy places the organism in Eukaryota, Metazoa, Arthropoda, Insecta, Coleoptera, Lampyridae. Bases 125 to 1183 code for a protein of 352 amino acids. The record is from RefSeq and is a predicted model, not a curated record. The transcript is spliced from 6 exons. Gene Ontology annotation, molecular function: chitinase activity; chitin binding.
UAGUCGUUCCCCGGCGUUUCUACCAUGACCUGCGCGUAGUCCUUGUGUUUAUAAAUAGUGCUGGUGCUGGUAAACAACAAUAUAAACAAGUUUUCACCUACGGCGAGCGAACCAAAGAGAAAGGAUGUACGUCGUCGCCUACUACAGCAGCUGGAAGGUGUACAGCACGUGCAAGAUCGAAGAUAUCGACCCCACCCUCUUCGACGUCCUCAUCUACGCGUUUGCCGGUUUGAAUUCGGAUGGCACGAUCCGCGUCCUGGACGACUGGGCCGACAUACAGCUGCAGGGGUUUAAGAAAUUCAACGAGCUGAAGGCGAAGAACCCGCGACUGAAGACACUGCUCGCCGUCGGCGGAUGGAACGAGGGGUCGGCGAAGUACUCCGACAUGGUCCGAACGCCGGAGAUGAGGCGCAAAUUUAUUAACUCCUGCAGGACGUUUAUCAAGAGUUAUGGUUUUGAUGGUAUUGAUCUGGAUUGGGAGUAUCCGUGCCAGCGGGGUGGUUCUCCGGAGGAUAAGAAAAAUCUAACCGCGCUCCUGAAGGAGGUCCGUCUGGAGUUCGACAAGCGCGGUGGUCUCUUCAGCAUGGCCGUUGCCGCCGGUGUGAGCAACAUGGACGUAUACGACAUUCCCGCACUCUCCAAGUACCUGGACCACAUUCACGUAAUGACCUACGACUUCCAUUCGCACGCCGAUGGGCGGACGGGCGCCAACGCGCCCAUGCACUCCCAAGACAGCCUCAACGUGGCGGCUUCGGUCGACGCCUGGAUUGCCAAAGGCGCCGACCCAAGAAGGUUGACCUUGGGGCUAGGCGCUUACGGUCACUCGUACACGCUUGCCAACCCCGCGAGUCACGGUAUCGGCGCGCCCUCUACCGGUCCCGGAUUGCCGGGACCGCUGAGUCAAGCCGCCGGAACUCUCUUCUGCUCAGAGGUGGUCAAGUACCAACAGCAACAGGGAUGGACCAAGGAAUGGAGCGAGGAGCAGCAGGUGCCCUACAGCUACCAUGGCAAUCAGUGGGUCGGCUACGAUGACGGCAGAUCGCUCAAACUCAAGGUCAAAUUCGCCAAGUCAAAGGGACUCAGUGGCGUGAUGGUGUGGUCCCUCGACAUGGACGAUCCUCGGGGAGAGCUCGGGGUCAAAUUUCCCCUUAUCAAGGCUGUCAAAGAGGAGUGCUCGUGUUAAGGAACGAUUGCCCAAUUAAAUUGGGUGUAACUAAAAUAAUGAUAAACCAAUCGAUACUUAAUUUGCCUAAUUUAGGGUCUACGAUGUGCUAAUUUGCACCAUAAUUAAACGAUAAUUACUAAUUAA